Molecule: messenger RNA, 1410 nt
Organism: Torulaspora delbrueckii
Lineage: Eukaryota; Fungi; Ascomycota; Saccharomycetes; Saccharomycetales; Saccharomycetaceae
Gene: VMA13
Product: H(+)-transporting V1 sector ATPase subunit H
Exons: 1
Coding region: 1-1410 (469 amino acids)
Biological process (GO): proton transmembrane transport
Cellular component (GO): fungal-type vacuole membrane; vacuolar proton-transporting V-type ATPase, V1 domain
Molecular function (GO): proton-transporting ATPase activity, rotational mechanism
Source: RefSeq, a predicted model, not a curated record
AUGAUACUGUUGGAUAGUACACAUUUUAACGACAUACGCAGUGCGAUUCGUUCGCGUCCUGUUGCCUGGGAUGCUCUUGCUAGGUCGGCAGAGAUCAGCGAAAUGGAUGCUUCCAAUGCAAAGACUCUCGAAAGUACGCUUAUCAGACACGCAAAUGAGCCUUCUAGCUCUACGGAACCUGGUUUCAAAAUUAAUGAUACUACGAUGAUGCCAUUGAUUCAUUUGCUUUCGACUUCGAACAAUGCAGACUCGAAGAAAUCGGUGCAAAACUUGCUGGCUGAGUUGCUCUCCUCUGAGCAGUUUGCCCAUGAUACCAUCCAAUUCUUUAUCAACCAUCCUGAGAAAGUGGACCAGUUAUUCGAAGUGAGUCUCGUGGGUGAUCGUCAGACGGUGAUGAUCUCGUCGUUUAACCUUGUAAACUUGCUGAUUCAACCACAAUUGAUCAACAAGGAUUUGGUGGCAAGUUUGGUCUCCAGUGAGCCAUUCCUCAAUAUCCUCAACAAUUUGGACCUAAUGGAUACUAGUUACGUGUGUGUGAGGUUGCUCCAGGAACUAGCAGCCGUUGAGUCAUACCGUUCAGUUAUUUGGCAAUCGCACAAAUCUUUCCUACCAACGUUAUUCAAAGUCAUUGCUCAGGCGUUGGAACCAAACUCUGUCACCAGGGUUGUCGCCACGAAUUCAAACAAUUUGGUCAUUCAAUUGCAGUAUUACUCGCUUUUGUUGAUAUGGCUGCUAACUUUUGACCCCAAGAUCGCCAGUGAUUUAACUCAGAACUAUUUGCAAGAUUUCCUCAACCUGUUGAAGCUCGUCAAGGUCACCAUAAAGGAGAAAAUUUCAAGACUCUGCAUAUCGAUUAUCCUUCAAUGUACUUCAUCCAACGUUAAGAACAACAGAGCUGUUAUCAAGAAUUUGUUACUGUUAGGCAACGCAUUGCCUGUUUUGCAAUCUCUAAGUGAUAGAAAAUACUCAGACGAAGAGUUACGUCAGGAUAUGGCAACUUUGAAAGAUGUUUUGGAACAGGAGUAUAAAGAACUAACGUCUUUUGAUGAGUAUUUGGCAGAGUUGGACUCUAAAUUGCUAUGUUGGUCUCCUUCCCAUGUGGAUAAUGGAUUCUGGUCUGAUAAUAUCGAUAAGUUCAAGUCAGACAACUGGAAGCUUUUCAAGACUUUGGUUAACCUAUUGAUCGAGACCAAGGACUCCGGUUUAAACGAUAGACAACACAAGAUUAUCCUAGAAGUUGCCCUCAGCGAUAUCACUCACGUUGUUGAGUUGCUACCCGAGAGUAUCGAUAUUUUGGGAAAAAUGAAGGGUAAGAUCGUUAUCAUGGAACUUUUGAACCACCCAGACUCUAGAGUUAAAUAUGAGGCCUUGAAGACAACUCAAGCGGUUAUCGGAUACACAUCUAAAUAA